AUGGUGUCAACAGCUGAUGUUGCGAGCUCGCCACACAAGCUCUUGAAGGAUCUGAUCAACAAGUCCUUGGUUGUCGUUUGGGUGACCUGGAAGCAGAUUGACAUAGGGGGUCCACUUGGCCCGCCCGGUGGCUGUGCUAUCGAGGCUUCGUUGUACCAUGUGCUGGCAGAGAAAAUCCUGAGCUCGAGCUUUGCAGAAGUAUUGGCUUCAUCUCCACCUGCUCCAGAGAUGGCAGGCCAUGCAAAGUUCGAUUCAGCGAAUUCACCAUCCAUUGUACUCGAUCUGUCCGACAAGCUCGGUGCCCGGGUUGGGCUUAUGGAUUGCUAUGGGGAUUUGCUCAGCAAGUCACAAAAGGUUGGUAGUGCACAAGCCAGCAUCGUGGCAGGUGGACAAUGCCAGAGCUGCCAGGGCUGGUGGCAGGAUUUGACCAGUGCAUCCUGGAACCAAAUCCAGACGGACGUGGCCGUCGCUGCCGAGGCGACACAGGUGGAAAAUGAGGAGAAUCAUGACGCGACCAGCGAUGGUCCAGCUGUUUCUGCUGAUGGAACUGGUGGGAGUGUCCGCAGUUCGCGCAGCUUGCCUGCGAAGCGGCAUGAAGGUGUGAACGGCGACUCCAUCCGGGCGGCAUCGGCGGAUGCCUCCAAGUUAGGACGAAAGGCUGAUGGAGAUCUGAACCGUAACGAGGGCGAAGGGUCACCGAAGGACAAUGUCUCGAAGGACUGGUUGGUUUUUCGCAUGUGUGAGGUCCAUGCCGCACCGCGUUUGCCACACGUCGCUGCGCAAGACUGGACACUUGUUGCUGAGUCUGCGGAGCAGAUGAAGUUCGGCGUCUGCAAGUUCGGCAAGAUGCCCAACGUCGGGCCAAAGGAUCGUGAGCGGUGGCAACGGAUCAAAAUUGGACAGUCGAAGCCUCAUACGGCUCCGCUGCCGCGGCGUCCAAGAGUCCCGCCUGCGCCCCGGCGCAAGGUGGCGAGGCCCACGCCCAAACUGAUCAUUCCGCCCGAGUCAGAGGAACAGCCGAUGAUGUUAAGACACGCAUCGAGCGUAGGCGGAGGCAGCAAGCGGGCGCUGCGCGAACCCAUCAUCUGUGAGUGGUGUGGGGAGUUGGAGCCGCCAACGCAUCCGAAGCAGUGCAAGCUCCGACUGGUGGAAUGCAAGCAUUGCAAGCAGACCAUGCAGCUGGGAUCGCUUCGGCUCCACUUCAAGGGUUGUGCCGCGCGGCCUAUCGUGCCACCCAAGAACAUCAAGGGAGGCUCAGGCUUUCUGACGCUGCAUCGCCUACAAUCGAAUGCUCAGCAGCUGUCCCGGCAGCUGCAUGAUAUACUGGGGCGGUUCGUGGGGAAACUUCCACCGCCACCUGAGCAGGUGUCCCUCUUCAUGAUGGACUUGGAUUCAAAAUUGGAGGUCUUCGCUGAGGAGAUCAACACCUUGCGCACGGGCUUCGAGUGCUUGGACCGCCGGGAUCGCCAGAUUGUGAAGCAAAGACUUCAAGAGGCGCAAAUGCAUUUGUACUACUUGCACUCUCGCAUUUUGAUGGCCGAGAAGAUGUUGCUGGCUGUGGAAUCCUCCUUGAAGGUGGGGGAACGCAGUCGCAUGCGCUGCGGGGUGUCACGGCUACAGAGCUCGGGGCAACAGAUCCAUCGACAGCUGGAUGAGAUCACCCAGGAGGCUGUGAAGUUCGAGAUUGGCGACCCGCGCAUCAACAAGCGUUAUGCCCCUGCGACCCUGGAAGAGCAACUGGAAGCGAUGAAGGAAGAGGCCACCGCUUUGGAACGCUUGCAGGAGACGCGGCUCGCGCAAGGUUUGGCUCCUGAGUUAAAGGCACUCACGGAGUUGCAAGGGCGUUUGAACUUCUUUAUGGAGUUGCUCAUUUGCGUCACUGAGGCUUUUCUGACCAUCUCACAGCUACAGGCGGUCUCCAAGAACGACCAGGUGGCCAGCCUGGCGAGCCUGGCGCGGCGUCGCCCGCCCGGUGCGACCAACGGCGCGGUGGAAGAACGGCGACCCUUGGGGAUCCUCAGCGAGGCACAGAUCGAGCUGGCAGAAUCAUCUCCUUUGCCACCAGAUCGGGGUCCUGCUGGUAUGGGCUUGCGGGAGGUGCCGUUGGACCAACUUCGUGCGGAGAUAGCGCAGGAGCGGCAGCGCUACAUUGCCUUCCACUUGCUCCGGCAACACACCGAACACCCGCGAACGCGGUAAGGUGAAAGGCUUUGGCUGGGCUUUGCGGAGAGGAGUGUAGCUGGUGUGGCAGUCUGGGCCUGGGAAGCCACCAUUCUCCUGCUCAGCUCCUGUGCGGGUCGGGUCUGGUCCUUGAACCGAGGAGCACAAGCUGGUAAGUGUCGGAGGAACAUCACCCAACCAGCGGUAGAAACCGCAGUUCCGACUUGAAGAAAGAUACAGAUAAGAGAUGAUAAGAGAGCAAGAGCACAACA
Molecule: messenger RNA, 2432 nt
Organism: Cladocopium goreaui
Lineage: Eukaryota; Dinophyceae; Suessiales; Symbiodiniaceae
Source: the annotation of a GenBank genome assembly